GGUGAAAAGAACCUUGUUUACCAGUCCGGGAAGGAAAACGUUAUAAACCCUUUGUCUUGGAACUAAAGCAUCUCCUCUCGGCUGCUGUUGGUUGAUCCAGUGUACUGCCUGCCACUGCUGGUGACAUUACUGUCUUGGACUGAUUCAGCUGUUUCUACUCUUCCCUAUUGCUCUAAGAAUGUCUUGAUAAAGGACUGCAAAGAAAAUUCAUGUUUUAAAGCAUUUUCUGGUGGGUUCCUUUGAAUUCACAAUGAAAGCAUUUUAGCUUUGAGACUCCUUUGUGUUGGUGGAAAAAAAAUCACAUGACCACACUUUGAAGCAGAAAAACUGGAAGAUAGAAGAAAUUGGGUUCUUUUUUCCCCCUAUUUUCUUUUGCUGGAUCAGCUUUCUAGAUAGCAGCAGUAGCAAAUUCUACAUAUGCUAUCAGGCACAUACGAACUGCAGAGUGUUGUCGUUUGAGGGAAUUUUAAUUUUUUUAAAAAACCAAAUUUUGCUUCAGUCAGGGUGCGCUGUGAUCACUGUGAUCACGUUUCUCCUAAAUUGCUGAUUUGCAUUGAAUGUGUAGGAAUAUGCUCAUGAAGGAGUAUCGGAUCUGUAUGCCUUUGACAGUUGAAGAGUACAGAAUUGGACAGCUGUAUAUGAUCAGCAAGCACAGCCAUGAGCAGAGUGAUCGUGGAGAAGGUGUAGAAGUGGUGCAGAAUGAACCCUAUGAAGAUCCAAAUUAUGGCAAUGGUCAACUGACAGAAAAAAGAGUUUAUCUGAACAGCAAACUUCCAAGCUGGGCAAGAGCUGUUGUCCCCAAAAUAUUUUAUGUUACAGAGAAGGCGUGGAAUUACUACCCAUACACAAUUACAGAAUACACGUGUUCAUUUUUGCCCAAAUUCUCCAUUCACAUAGAGACAAAAUAUGAGGACAACAAAGGAAGCAAUGAUAAUAUAUUUGAUAAUGAAGCCAAAGAUCUUGACAGAGAAGUCUGCUUUAUUGAUAUUGCCUGUGAUGAAAUUCCUGAGCGUUAUUACAAAGAAUCAGAGGAUCCUAAACACUUCAAAUCAGAGAAGACUGGGAGAGGCCUAUUAAAAGAAGGCUGGAGGGACACUCAAGAACCCAUAAUGUGUUCCUACAAAUUAGUGUCAGUGAAAUUUGAAGUGUGGGGACUUCAAACUCGAGUAGAGCAGUUUGUUCACAAGGUGGUCAGAGAUAUAUUGCUGAUUGGUCACCGACAGGCUUUUGCAUGGGUGGAUGAGUGGUACGACAUGACUAUGGAUGAAGUUCGGGAGUUUGAACGAGCAACUCAGGAAGCUACCAACAAGAAAAUUGGGAUCUUCCCUCCUGCGAUAUCAAUCUCUGACAUCUCCCUCCCUUCUUCAAUCCGCAGUGCACCUUCUAGUGCUCCAUCUACACCUCUAUCCACAGAUGCACCUGAAUUCCUAGCAGUAUCCAAAGACCGGCCACGGAAAAAAUCUGCCCCAGAAACUCUCACACUGCCAGAUCCAGACAAAGAAGCUUUCUAAACCCAGCAUGUUUUCCUACAAGAUGCCAUGACCAACAUAACAGCAUUUGCAAAGUUCAUGGUAGUUGUUUUUUUUAAAAGAAAUUUUACUGAUCUGGAAAUAUGCCUCCCCCUCCGCCCCCGCUUGUCCCUUUGACUAGUUAGCUAAAUGCAUGCCAUAACAUAGUUCAUGUGCUCUGAUGCCCAAACUAAAGCUUAAGCCAUAUGACAGAUGUUGCUAUCAACACAAAAUGAAAUAGCUUGCAAAAACAAUCUCUUUGUAGCAAUGCAGAAAACAAAAGAGAUUCUCAUAUGUAGAGCAACAGUAUUUAUUACUGGAGAUGUUAUAGGAAUUUAAUCAAGAUUGCAAAGACAACUUGAGAGAAUGAGGUCCUUAUUUAGGGACAGCUUAAAAAGACAACAUUUCUCAUUCAAAGCCAUUAUAUCUCAUUAAAUCCUCUCAGGCCAAGUGCACCUUAAAGUAAACCUUUGAACUGAUAUUCACUGAUAAAAACUUGAAUACCAACAGUAAUUAUUCAGAUUCCUCUUCUACUGAAUACAACUCAGGAUUUGGGAUAUAGCUAAUGCACACUUCAAGCUUUCAAAAUUAAAGAACCAAUGUGCUCCAACUCUGGUUGUAAGUCAUUUUACCUAUUUUGAGACCCUUGAACUAUUUGUAUCUUGCACAAAAUUUUUAUUGUGUGCUGUUGUAUAGCUUUUCUGUGUUGGUAUUUGAGAGUCUUGUUGCAGGGAGAAAUAUUGGAUGACAGACAAUGAAAUAGCCUCCAUAUUAAUUCACAAUUCAGUGAGUGACUAAUUCAAGGCCUUAUAAUUCCGAUUAAAACCUGCUGAAAGUCCAUGCCAAACCCUGUUUCAUGUCAUUCAUUCUUUUUUCAGCAAGAUUCCAAACAAGCACCAAGCUAAUGGAGACUACAAAACAGGAGUGAGCAACCUUCCACCAGUGGUGGUUUCCCAUGGCACUGUGGUAAAUGAAGGUGUGUUAGCAAUCCUCCUCUGCCACAGUUGCUGCCGUUGUGCAACUCAAACCUGAGAAGUAGCCCAUCCUUUGUUGAUUCUGAUAAUGAUACAGAAGAAUGCUGAGCAGUUAAUCUGAAGCUUUUUACAAGAACAGCCAUGUUAAUUUGUUGUGAGGGGAAAUGUGACUUUUGGGGUACCUUCACUACCCAAGGCAUUUUGUUAUUAUAUUCAACUUUCCCUCUUGCUUCCUUCUCUCAUUUAUAGCAUGGAUAUUCCAUUUAUAGACUCCCUAUGCCCUCUUGUGUCAUUAUGUCCCCUACCUUUGCCAUAAAUUGAUGGUAGGGAAAAAGGUUAGGGUGAGAGAAGCCGAAAAGGCUUGCAGGACAUCUCCUCUGAGGCGACACUGGGGACAUGAUGGACCAAUUUCCCCUUCCACUUCAAACGACAAAAUUAACUGUCAGCCAAGAGGUUAGGGUAGCAUAUAGUCCAUAGUCUGCAUGACCACACUGUGGCGCGUUACAGAUGCACC
Molecule: messenger RNA, 2996 nt
Organism: Sceloporus undulatus (fence lizard)
Lineage: Eukaryota; Metazoa; Chordata; Lepidosauria; Squamata; Phrynosomatidae
Gene: PITPNC1
Product: phosphatidylinositol transfer protein cytoplasmic 1
Exons: 9
Coding region: 558-1511 (317 amino acids)
Biological process (GO): phospholipid transport
Cellular component (GO): cytoplasm
Molecular function (GO): phosphatidylinositol binding; phosphatidylinositol transfer activity
Source: RefSeq, a predicted model, not a curated record